Messenger RNA from Hordeum vulgare subsp. vulgare (domesticated barley), 2324 nucleotides. RefSeq names its product pentatricopeptide repeat-containing protein At4g21065-like. The record is from RefSeq and is a predicted model, not a curated record. Bases 129 to 1640 code for a protein of 503 amino acids. Gene Ontology annotation, molecular function: RNA binding; protein binding. NCBI's taxonomy places the organism in Eukaryota, Viridiplantae, Streptophyta, Magnoliopsida, Poales, Poaceae. The transcript is spliced from 5 exons. Gene Ontology annotation, biological process: RNA modification.
GUUGAUAGAUCGGCUCACGUUUUCGUCCAUCUUUAUGCUAAGCAAGCUAGCACUUUAGAUGUCGGGGAUUGCUGGCUUGAUUCUACACCGUGUUUACUUGUAAGUUGUAACCAGCCUCUGAGCUGAUUAUGCUGGAGCUGCUUGGGUUGAAUGAAGAGCUCUCAAAUUUCUCCCAAAAAAAGAAUCACCACAGCUCCAUGCGAUUGCGGUUUGCGAGCAUGGCUCCGCCGCGGCCUUCUCCUCCCCUUCCGGCAUGGGCGGCGGCCAACGCCCUCUUCCGACGCCACCGACGCCUUCUCCCGCUCCUCCUUCCUCCCGCCUCCCUCUGCCCUUUCCUUCCCGUCCUCUCCCACUGCAUCGUCUCCGGCCUCGCCGGCAACCCCUUCGUCGCCUCCCGCCUCAUCCUCGCCUCCUCGCGCCUCUCCCUCACAUUCUCGCUCCUCCUCCUCUCCCACCUUCCAGCCUCCUCCUUCUCGCCCUUCUCCUUCAACUCGCUCAUGCGCGCGUCACCUCCAAUCGUCGCCCUCAACCUGUUCGAGCAAAUGCGCCGCCGAGGCGUUCCCGCGGACAACUACACCCUCCCCUUCUUGAUCCAUGCCUGUUCCGGCGGCGACACUCCACUGGGACAAUCCCUGCACGGUAAAAGCGUCCGUCUUGGUUACAGCUCCCACAUCUUCACGCAGACGGCGCUGAUGAACAUGUACUUUGGGUGCGGCUUGGCGGUUCCCGCUGGCAGGGUGUUCGAUGAAAUGCAGGCGAGGGACGUGGUUGCAUGGACCGGCAUGGUUUCCGGUUAUGUGGACUCUGGAAUGCAUCUUCAAGCCGCUGAGAUCUUCAGGGAAAUGAGACGUGGUGAGGAGGUUGCAAGGCCUAACGUGGCAACGUUGGUGUCGGUUGCUUCUGCGUAUGCCGGUCUUGGCUCCCUGGAGUAUGCUAAGGGGCUGCACGGCUAUGUGGAGAAGGUGGGACUGCGAGGCGAUUUGAUUGUGACGAAUGCACUGAUGGAUAUGUAUGGAAAGUGUGGUAGCAUGGAGUCGGCUCGUGCUCUGUUUGAUUUCAUGCAUGAGAAGGACCUACUUUCAUGGACAACGAUGAUUUCAGGGUUGGCUUCUCAUGGACAUGGCUAUGAAGCAGUUGCUUUGUUUUUAAGCAUGCGAGAGGCGGGGGUGGUGCCGGAUUCAACCACCUUCAUUGUUGUUCUUUCUGCUUGUAGCCAUGCUGGACUGGUGGAUGAGGGGAUUUCAAUCUUCAAUUCCAUGGCGAGCGAGUACAAGGUCAAUCCGGGUAUUAAGCACUAUGGUUGCAUGGUGGAUCUUUUCAGCAGGGCAGGGCUUCUUUCACGUGCUUAUGAGCUUAUCGACAGCAUGCCUUUUGAGCCAAACUUGGCAAUUCUUGGAGCAUUGCUGAGUGCGUGUAGUGUCAAUAAUGAACUGGAGAUUGGGGAACUAGUUCUCAAGAAGAUUGAUUCUGUUUGCUCCUAUAAAGGAGGUGCUGGUGUGCUUCUGUCCAACAUCUAUGCUAACCAGAACCUAUGGCAUGAAGUUGAUUCCAUUAGAACGAAGAUAAGAAAUGGUACCAUUCCCAGAAAGCCACCAGGUCAGAGUUCGGUGGCAUCAGAAGUUCCCUUCAUGACUUUGUGAUUUGGAGCUUUUUAAGAGAAAUCCACUUUAUUGUCAGUAUUAACCUUGACUGGCAAAAUGGCCGAUUUCCGUGCGAACUGGAGAUGUGGUCUGUGGGCAGCAUAUUUUGCAGAUUAGCUUUCCAUAGAGCGCAUGGAAACACUACACUUCAGUCGCAAACUUCUUCCCUGCUAAUGAAACAGCACGGAGCGAUGCCUUGUUGCAGCAUUUUCACCGAAAAAGCCUGAGGCUGAACCAGUCAAAUGGAUUGUACGUAAACCGCCUUAUAAAUCGCCCGGCUGGGGAUGGAAAUGCGUGGACAGGGCCAGGGCUAGGGCUCAUGCGUGCCGUGUAACUUUGAGCUUCUUCAUUAGCAAUACAGUGACGCCCAGAACAUGUCCUUCAGGUAUACGAUGCUCAAAUUGUUGACCUGGGUAUACAUGUGGCGGUGUGGGCCUUUUAAACCAGGAAGGAGGCAGUAGCAUGUAUCCCUACUUCCCUAGCAUGUGUGUGAGCUCAACUCUGGCACUGCCCACUUGAAUGCUGCUGAUGCUGCAUUCCGGUGGCAACUUGUGGGCAUCUUGCUUGGACACUUAUUUUGGAUAGGAGAGAGUAAUGUUUGAUGCUGAGUUAUCCUUUUCUUGUGUGGUGUUGUAAUCCAUUGCCGAAAUGUGGAUUAGAUUUUUCAGUUAUUCGUAUCACCCA